AUGAGUGGUGAGGUUAUCAGCAGAUCGGCAGCGACAGAGUUAGUGGGUUGGGUACCAGAAGACGCAAACCGCGGUACAUGGUCCCUCAUCACUUCUUGUUUGUUCACUAUCGCGAUUUGUACUUGGACGGCUAUCCAUCCUCGCAUCCAUGUUUCUCUAAGACUUCGACUCAAACACAAGUUCUACCAGCUUAUAAAGGCCAUUUUAGCCCCUGAGAUGGCGCGCAAAGCUGUAAGGCGAUGCGCCCAUGCAACUGACAAAGAGUUCAAGACGAUCCACGGUUUUUAUCUUUGCAUGAUGGGGACACGGUACAAUUCCGGGAACGAUGGAGGAUAUCGGACAUUAUGGCCGGGCCAAUACGCCUGGCUAUUGAACAACAGCUUGGUAUCUUGGAAAGAUCACAAGAACUGGGGACUUUCCAAAGAGGAUAUCUCAGACAAGAACAAGGCAGACGGUCUGGUCAAACUUGCUGCUCUCCUUCAAGUCUGUGCAUCACCUACCUUUGGCCACCCUAGAAACAAUGACCUUGGCGAGAAGCCGAAAGAUAUAGUGACCGCAUCUUUCGUCAGCUUGCCGCAAAUGACGCCCGCCCAGUGGACAAAGUUUGAAAGUCUGGCAAUGGAGAACACAUACGACGUCUCUCACCAGGGCCAGGAACAUAGCGAUGCUAUUGCGUGGUAUAUCGUUCCCCGCGACUAUCGAGAUGAUGAAGUAGGAGUGAUGGAGGAACAAGAACAGCAUCUGGGAGAGAGUGUUUCCUUGACCGAAUCUGACGGACAGAAAGCUGAGCCAGCCGUCGUUAUGACUGAGGAAGACGCGAGUGUCAUCACGGAAUGGGACGCAAAUCUGUACAUGACCAGAUACUGGCCGCUUCUAUGCCUCCUGGGGGCAUGGUUUGGAGCAAUCCACCUAGUUUCAAAGAUAAGUCUUAGUAGAGUUAUAAUAGCGGUAGAGACUUAUAUAUUAAAAUUUAAUAAUUAA
Molecule: messenger RNA, 981 nt
Organism: Fusarium pseudograminearum CS3096
Lineage: Eukaryota; Fungi; Ascomycota; Sordariomycetes; Hypocreales; Nectriaceae
Exons: 9
Coding region: 1-981 (326 amino acids)
Source: RefSeq, a predicted model, not a curated record